UUUAUUUAUUUUUAUUUUUAUUUUUUUUUGGUGGUUUUUUUUUUUUAUUCGGGCUUGAUAUUCAGAAAUUAUAUCUAGACUGCACAUGGUCAACAGGUGGAUUUAGUGAAGUAAAUUCGAUUUUUUAAGAACGCCUGUCACCGAGAUAACUGAUCCAGACCCAAAGUAGGUCAAGGUGAAGUAAAGCCUUAUACACCAGGGUAAAACCGUUUGCACUGUUGCAGGACGUGAUUGUAAGAAUAUGGCAAAGAUUCAGCUAGUAUACUUUCCUGUGAGAGGUCGUGGUGAAUCCAUUCGGACCCUGCUGGUGGAUAACAAUGUUGAUUAUGAAGAAGUGGAUGUUCUACCAAGGGAAAAUUGGGUCAACAAUUGGAAACCUAAAAUGGCUUUUGGCCAGUGUCCAUUUCUGAAGGAUGGUGAUGUGGAGCUGGUGCAGUCAAAUACAAUACUGAGAUAUCUCGCAAGGAAACUGGAUUUGUAUGGUGCUGAUAAUAAGGAGGCAUCAAGGGCUGACAUGAUAAACGAUGGAACUGAGGACCUGAGAGUGGCUUACACCAAGAUGAUAUACCAGAAUUAUGAGGAAGGAAAGGGGCCAUUUAUUGAAGAGCUCCCCGGGAAACUGACGUACUUUGAGAAUCUGAUGCAAAAUGGAGACUAUAUACUUGGCAGUAAGAUUUGCUUUGCGGACUACAAUCUGUUUGACCUUUUGGACUGUCUUGUGACCUUGUCUCCACCAUGCCUAGAUAACUUUCCCAAACUGAAGGCCUACUAUGGUCGCAUGAUGAACCGACCGGGAGUGCAGAAGAGGAGGUCCACUGAGCAUUUCAAGGGAAUGAAGAUCAAUGGCAAUGGGAAACAGUGAAAAAAUCUGUCACCAAAAGUUGCAGGAUCAGAUUGAUGGAUGGAAAGUGGCCAAAGCCUUUUAGUACUCGGAAGUAAACUAGACAGUCUGUUCACAUUUCUUCAGAAUGAGCUACAUGUACUUUAAAGUAUGCUUAUGUAAGAAUGCAAGCUACAUGCAAAGUUAAUGUUAAAAUAGAGAAAUGGAAAAUAACCAUACAAUGUUUGUUAUCUCCUUAUGUUGAUCAAUAAAACCCCCAUGAUUUUC
Molecule: messenger RNA, 1108 nt
Organism: Ostrea edulis (European flat oyster)
Lineage: Eukaryota; Metazoa; Mollusca; Bivalvia; Ostreida; Ostreidae
Product: glutathione S-transferase P 1-like
Exons: 8
Coding region: 242-862 (206 amino acids)
Biological process (GO): glutathione metabolic process
Cellular component (GO): cytosol
Molecular function (GO): glutathione transferase activity
Source: RefSeq, a predicted model, not a curated record